AUGGCAUCCCCCCGCGAGUACGUCAACGACCCACGGUUCACCAGGAUCUUUGACCUGCCGCCGGAUGCGACUCGCGGACGCUCCAAGCCGUUCAGAAUUGCGUACGCCGACUACGGCUACCGGAAUGAAGCCUUGCCUGAGCAGGAUAAUGUUCUCCUCUUCUUCGGGUCGCUGAUGGGGUCGCGUCUCAUCCACAUCGCCAAGGAUGAGCUCGCAAAAGUGCACAAAGUUCGGGUGAUCAACCCGGAUAGACCCGGCAUCGGGGGCACGGAUGCCGCAGAUGCGGAGCACAGAAUGGGCUUGUGGCUAGACGCUAUUCCGGCGCUUCUGGACCAUCUCGGGAUCAAGCAUAUCUCUGUGGCGUGCCAUAGCUGUGGUGUCAUCUACGCCUUGGACCUGAUGCUUCAUCACCCCGAGCUUCUUCACCCUGAAAGACCAUACCUCGCCAUCGGUGCCCCCUGGAUCUUACCCGUGCAUACGGGUUCAACAGCCCUCCGUGCUGCGCAGUCUCUCCCGGCAGGAAUUAUUGGUCAGACAGACAAGAUGGCCAGGCUCAUCAACAACCACGUCGGACCGCUUGUUGGCACCUCUAUUGGUCUCAUUCUGGGCCUCGUCGCUAAGCUCUCACCACCCUCGCACCAUGUCAGCGAGAACGCCUCUGGUGAGGCUUCAUUUGAGGACCAGAUAUGGCCGGCGAUCGUCGAGCGCAUGUACGCGGAGGGAGUGCGAGGUAUCGCAGAUGACGCUGUGCUGGUGAUGCAGAAGCAUGGCGGCAAGGUGGGGUGGAGCAACUGGGGUGACUACGACACCCUCGUGCCGCGGCUGGCUGAAGUUCUGCGCGCAGCAGGCAGACGGCUAAAGGUUGAUGUCUUCUACGCCGAGAACGACCAUCUAAUUGGCAGCGAGAAUUCCAAGGGUCGGCGCUGGUUUGAUGACUGCUGGGGUGUACCUCAGGGCAGCGACAUCAUCAGUUUUCAUUGCAUGACAGUCAAUCGUGCAGACCACGAUGAGAUAUGGAGUAUGAGAUUCGACGCCAUAUAUUCAGUAUUCAGAGCACUCGAACAGCAGGUUGAGAGCCCGCAAAUUCAUGGAUGA
Molecule: messenger RNA, 1095 nt
Organism: Purpureocillium lilacinum
Lineage: Eukaryota; Fungi; Ascomycota; Sordariomycetes; Hypocreales; Ophiocordycipitaceae
Source: RefSeq, a predicted model, not a curated record